Messenger RNA from Manihot esculenta (cassava), 1301 nucleotides. Its product is annotated as probable carboxylesterase 2. Bases 178 to 1143 code for a protein of 321 amino acids. The transcript has a single exon. The record is from RefSeq and is a predicted model, not a curated record. Lineage: Eukaryota; Viridiplantae; Streptophyta; Magnoliopsida; Malpighiales; Euphorbiaceae. Gene Ontology annotation, molecular function: hydrolase activity.
UAAUUGAUUGAGAUAUUCUCCUCAACUGUAAAAGUUGAUUUGGACAUCACCUUAGCUGAAUUGGUCAACUCUUUUAUAACUCGUACAUACAUCAAUUCAAUUCUGGUUAAAAUCGCCACCAAUCCUGCUGCCUAUAUUUAAUACCACUAGCUGUCUCUUGCCAAAUAAUUUUUGCAAAUGGCUCCGAGCAAACAAGUAUCUCAGGAAAUUUUGCCUUACCUUCGACUGUAUACUGAUGGAACCGUCGAGAGAUUUGUAGGAACAGAAGUUACACCUCCAGGCUUGGAUGCCGAAACUGAUGUUUUAUCCAAAGACAUUUCUAUCACCACUCCACAAACCACUCUCUCAGCUAGGCUUUAUCGGCCCAAUUCCAUUAACAACAGCCAAAAGCUUACACUUCUAGUCUACUAUCACGGUGGAGCCUUUUGUAUAGCAUCACCGGCGGAACCCAAGUACCAAUGUUGCCUCAAUAGGCUAGUUUCUCAAGCUAAAAUUAUCGCUAUCUCGGUGGACUACAGGUUAGCCCCAGAAGACCCGCUUCCAACUGCAUACGAGGAUUCAUGGGAUUGUCUCAAAUGGGUAUUGGCUCACGUAAGUGGUGGCACCGAAGAAUGGCUCGAGCAUUAUGCAGACUUUGAACGGGUGUUUUUAGCAGGAGACAGUGCUGGCGCUAACAUUGCACACCACUUAGCCUUGCGGAUCAAUAAUGACUCGAAUCUGCAGUGUCCAAAAAUGAAGAAGCUUCAAGGCAUAGCUAUGGUCCAUCCCUAUUUCUGGGGAAAAGAUCCAAUUGGAGAAGAGAUGAAUGAUAGUGUGAGAAAAUCAAUGGUAGAUAAUUGGUGGAUGUUUGUUUGCCCCUCUGACAAAGGGUGUGAUGAUCCGUACAUUAACCCGUUUGUGAAAGAAGCCCCAAGUCUUAAAGGGUUGGCUAGUGAGAGUGUGCUUGUUUUGGUUGCAGAGAAAGACAUAUUACGUGAAAGAGGGAAGCUUUAUUACGAAAACUUGAUGAAGAGUGGGUGGCAAGGAAAAGCGGAGAUUGUGGAAACAAAAGGAGAAGAUCACGGUUUUUAUAUCUUUAACCCUGAUUGCGAAAAUGCUUGUCUCUUGAUCAAGCGGUUGGCUUCUUACAUCAACCGAGCAUAGGACACUGUUGUUCUAUGUUGGAGAUCUAAAUUAAUUUGUGUUAGCUGCUGCUCUUGUGUACCUUUACUGCUAAUUUGUGUUAGCUGCUGCUCUUGUGUACCUUUACUGCUAUAUGUCCAAUACCCAUAUAUCAGAAUUUUACUUUUCACUGGUUAAAA